This is a messenger RNA of Cucumis melo (muskmelon), 1282 nucleotides long. RefSeq lists its product as uncharacterized. NCBI's taxonomy places the organism in Eukaryota, Viridiplantae, Streptophyta, Magnoliopsida, Cucurbitales, Cucurbitaceae. The record is from RefSeq and is a predicted model, not a curated record. The transcript has 2 exons. The coding region runs from base 836 to 1234 and encodes 132 amino acids.
CUAUUUAAUUGUUUUAAAGUUAAAUUCACAAAGCCUUCGGGAGUCUAAUCUUUGAAACCAAUUAUGAAUUAGCAGGAACAUGAUAGCAUUGAAUUAGUUGCUACUUAAUUUUUGCGAAACUUUGACAUUCUCAGUCUUAUUAUAUUCAUAUUCUUUUAUGGAGUCAUGCACAUUAUUUUAGAUAUUUUUGCAACAUCUGUCCAAUUUACGAAAAUGUUUCCAUCUAUUUGUCUUGUGCAUUCUAUAUAGUUCACAUUUCAUUGGAAUCAUUUUGAAUCAUUAGAACAUUGGAAACUGAUUUCUUUUCUUUAGUGUUGAAUAUUAGACAGUGUGAUCAUCUUUAAUUUUAUAGUUUAAUCAUGAGUUUGAGUAAUAAAUUAGUAGAUAUGUACAAUUGUUAUUUACUUAAUUCGACUUUUCUUUUCCUGAAAUACUAGUCUAUAUAUAUCCUAUGUGCUUCUAUUUGGUAUGCAGAUUAAUAUAUAUACUGUUGUUCUAGUAACCCAAAAAAUAGUGGUGUUACUUAAUCUCCCCUUCAAAACUAAAGUCUAUAUGUUUAUUGGCUGUAACUUGUGAUGUAAAUUUUAUGCUCCUAAUUCAUGAAUAUUAGAAAGGCUUAGAUCCAAAACAAUAGUAGUGGAUAAAGAUUGCUUUCUUUGGAACCACAUAUCCUCCUUCGAUCCGGUUAGUUCUUCAAACAUCUGCAUUCUUUUUUGUUGUUGAAUUUUUGGAUUUUCUGUUUACUCUUCGUUUGCAGAUGAAACUAGUUUUAGUUAGAAUUUGUGCAAGUAUUUGUCUAAUGCAACGAUCAUAUGGUUGAAACUGUACGGCUAAUAUGGGUGAAGAAGGCUAUGGAUGGUCCCCAAUUGAGGCUCCUCUAGAUGUCCAGAAAGAGGACCACUUGAGGCAUUUCGACAACUCUGUUGAUGCCGUCUCUUUUGGGUUUGUUGCUACUGCCAUUCUCGUCUCAAUGUUUUUGCUCAUGGCCAUCUUUGAAAGGUUUUUGCGACCUACUCCCACUGCUUUCUCUCACGCCGGAGGUUGGACCCACCUUGACCCUAAGGCUCAGAUGUGGUUUGCUGGAAAGCUUGCUCACCCAUCACCCAAAUGUCCACUACAAGUCGGGAGUACCGAGUGUGGAUACUAUGUCAUGAAGUUUAUGAGAGAGAUUGUAAAUAGGGGAAGCAUUGUCAUCUUGAAUUCGAUAUGUUAUAUAUCAAACUAUUUCUUUUAAUUUGCGGGUAUAAUGAUUUUCAUGAAUAUUAAUUUAUUUAUUUUGCAU